This is a messenger RNA of Caenorhabditis elegans, 1092 nucleotides long. RefSeq names its product Serpentine receptor class T-55 (gene srt-55). Gene Ontology annotation, cellular component: membrane. The transcript is spliced from 6 exons. NCBI's taxonomy places the organism in Eukaryota, Metazoa, Nematoda, Chromadorea, Rhabditida, Rhabditidae. The record is from RefSeq and is marked reviewed. Bases 1 to 1092 code for a protein of 363 amino acids.
AUGAAGCUUCGCCAUUUUCUCAUUUUCCUGAUGUUGAUUCCCAUUUCAUCAUCAAUCUGUUUCGAUCUAAAAACUCUGCAAUGUUGGCCAAUGGAGAUACAGGAAAUGGCAUUGAUGCUUACUGCUAGGAACACAGCAAGAUAUGAUUGUUCUGGAAAGUCAAAAUCCGAGUGGUACGAAACAGGCCAGAAACGUCUUGGCUGGGGAAUUUAUUACAUUUCAAGCGGCCUAUUCUUCCAACUAAUUGGCUGGCCAGUCAUCUGGGUUUUCAUUACAAAAUUCAGCAUGACAAAUGCCCUAAAAGUGUACAGAAUUAUGGUUUUCAUUGGUCUCAUUGAAAUCACUGAAAUCUGGGGAAACUCUGUAUUCCCGGGAUUUGUUGCAGUGUUUGGAGAGGUUUACUGUACCAGUCCAAUAUUGAUGACUAUUGUUGGAAAAAUGACUAUGGUUCAAUGGGUACUUGGUUCUUCGUCUGCUGCAUUUUUAGGGUUUCACCGACUUUGUGAUAUGAUUCAGAAAUUGGAAUGGCUGGUAAAUACCAAUACAAAAACAGGACUCUGGUUGACAGUUCUAUUCUUUUAUGCUUGCUACGGUUCAAUUUUCUUUGACACAGUUCUCUUCAAUUCGGACUAUAUGGCUCCGCUGCUUGACCCAAUGAUUGGAAAACAAGGGAUUAUAUAUUCCAACAAUUUUCUAUAUUUCCAUAAUAUAAUUGUCGCAACCACGUUGAUUCUAGUCUAUGCAUGUUUGUGUACACUUUGGAGCUCUCGUGAGAUGAAUACUUCCUCGUUACACGUAUCCAAGUUUCAGAGAAGUAUACUUCUUCAAUCAAUUUGUAUUUCAUUAACAUAUGCAAUACCAGCAAUUUCGUUUGUUACAAUGUUCGUCCUCCCAAUUCCGAAAUGGUUUUUCCAUGUUUCAGAUAUUACUUAUCAGCUAAGUGGAGGUCUUCCCUUCAUAAUGUACAUCUGCUUGAAUAAGAGAGUUCGAGAAGAAUUUUUGCAUUUGCUCAGAGUUUGCCGGAAAGCUGAGAAAAGCCAAGUUGCAGUGAUUCCACUUGGAAACUCUACGGUCUCCGCUUUUAACAACUGA